UUUCAUUUACUUCCACCACACCUCAAAAACAGAACAUCACUGGAAAAUUAUACAGAACAUAAAGUAUUUUUUUUUGCUCCACUUAUUUUUUGGUAUGUGUUUUGUUUCAUUCCGUGGUGAAAGAACAGAGACAAUGGAGAGCGAACGGACUAGUUCUUGAUCUGUACGUCUCUUUUGCCUUCUUCUCUUCUCAUUUGUGUAUUUCAUUUGCUUUUUUAUAUUAUGUAAGAUCUGAGAAAGAAAAAAAAAGUGUGUGUGGGGAAAGAUAAAUUGAGAGGAGUAAAUUGGGGAUGGUGAGGACAUUAGGACGUAAAAUAAGCUGGCCAAGAUCUUUCAGUUUUAGAAAGAUGUUUGAUGGUCGGAACUCUGGACAUUCAUCAUUUUCUUCUCGCGGGGAUGGCAGGCAUACCCCGGAGCACGAACUUGCUGUACACGCUAUACCAUCGGCUCAGAGGACUCGUAGAGGCAGGCAAAACAGGACAUCAGACAUGGAAGCAAUGAAGGCAAGAUUCGCAAAACUGCUGCUUGGAGAGGACAUGUCAGGCGGUAGUGAAGGCGUGACAUCUGCGUUAGCUUUGUCAAAUGCCAUCACCAACCUCGCUGAUUCUGUGUUCGGGGAGCAGAUGAAAUUGCAGCCUAUGUAUCCGGAGACUAAAAUGAUUUGGAGGAAAGAAAUGAAUUUCUUAUUGUCUGUGGUUGAUCACAUUGUCCAGUUUGUUCCUUCUAAACAAAUGGGCAAAAAUGGAGCAUUCACUGAGAUCAUGGUGACCAAACAAAGAGAUGAUUUGCUGAUGAACAUUCCAGCCUUACGCAAGCUUGACUCGGUUCUUCUCGAGACUUUGGACAACUUUAAAGACCAGAAAGACUUUUGGUAUGUCCCAAGAGAUGUUGAGGAUACAUCGAACAAUGGAGACUGGAGGAGGGAUGAGAACUGGUGGGUACCAGUUGUUAAGGUUCCAUCGGAUGGAUUGUCUGAAGAAUCACGUAAACUGUUGCAAAGUCAAAAAUAUUCUGUGGCACAAGUCCUCAAAGCCGCCACAGCUAUUAAUGAUGUAGUAUUGUCUGAAAUGAACAUUCCUGACCACUACAUUGACUCCCUUCCAAAGAAUGGGAAGACAAUCCUUGGAGAUUUCCUUUACAAGAUCUUAACAGAUGAACACUUUGUUCCUGACUACUUCCUUUCUUUCUUGGAUUUGUCAACGGAGCACAAAGUUCUUGAUCUAAAGAACAGGAUUGAAGCCUCCAUGGUUAUAUGGAAGAGGAAGAUGAACCAGAAAGAGAAAGAUGGGAGAUCACAGUGGGGAUCCUCUGUUAGCUUGGAGAAGAGGGAGCUUUUAGAGGUCCGAGCUGAGACUGUUUUAGUUAUGCUUAAACACCAAUACCCUGGGAUCCCACAAUCUUCACUUGAAGUCUCCAAGAUUAAAAACAACAAGGACAUUGGACAGGCGAUUUUGGAGAGCUAUUCGAGGGUUUUAGAAAAUCUUGCUUCCAAGAUCAUGUCAAGAAUAGAGGAUGUCCUUGAAGCCGAUGCGCUAGUUCAAAGACAGCUGAUGGCAGAGGCAGAGAGAAGAUCAGCUGAAAGUGAGGUGGAAUCUGAAUAUGAGGAAACCGAAAAGAUGGAGUCGGCAGAAACGCCAAACUCGAGGAAACUAUCAGAACUCAUAGGGUGGAGAUUGUCAUCAGAUACAAAGAAGCAUUGUUCGAUGAGUGAUAUAGAACUCUUCCACAAAGCUGAGCAGGAGAAGACGGUGGUGAAGUCUCCAAGAGCUUUGGAGAAGCUGAUGAUGAAAUCUCCAAGAGCUUUGGAGAAGCCGAUGAUGAAGUCUCCAAGAGCUCUACCAAAGAAACUUUCAUUUCUAGCAAAGUUAGAGAACAUGAGAAGCCCCACUGAGAGACACUAACAACCAAGUAGAGCAUAGAAGAGAGGAGAGAGAAGAGAGAGAGAGAGGACUUUGUACAUAUACAAAAAAAUGCAGGCAUUGGCUUAGGAUUUGGACAUGCAUCUUAGUGUUUGACGACACUUGUGGUAGAUUUUUUUCUUGUGUUUAUUCACCUGGUUGAUCAUGUUUGUUUUGCUUGUUUGACUAUAUAUUGCUUCCUGUUCUUUUUUGAAGAGGGAAGUGUGGUUUGGGUAAAUACGAAAGGGUUUUGAUAA
This is a messenger RNA of Brassica napus (rape), 2155 nucleotides long. RefSeq names its product rop guanine nucleotide exchange factor 10. Gene Ontology annotation, molecular function: guanyl-nucleotide exchange factor activity. The transcript is spliced from 7 exons. NCBI's taxonomy places the organism in Eukaryota, Viridiplantae, Streptophyta, Magnoliopsida, Brassicales, Brassicaceae. The coding region runs from base 291 to 1901 and encodes 536 amino acids. The record is from RefSeq and is a predicted model, not a curated record.